Molecule: messenger RNA, 4792 nt
Organism: Acanthopagrus latus (yellowfin seabream)
Lineage: Eukaryota; Metazoa; Chordata; Actinopteri; Spariformes; Sparidae
Product: polycomb group RING finger protein 3
Exons: 10
Coding region: 253-1002 (249 amino acids)
Biological process (GO): regulation of transcription by RNA polymerase II
Cellular component (GO): PRC1 complex
Source: RefSeq, a predicted model, not a curated record
CUCCGGCGGCGCUUCUGCGCAUGCGCAACCCUGCUCCAGGAGUGCUGUUUCGGCCUGUUCCGCGGCCGCUCGGUCAUUUUCGCCUCUUUGUUUUACUGAUAGUGGAUUUAACUCGGAUUCAACCCAAUAUCCAGCGGACCGUGCUGCUCCCGAACAGGCUCCAAUGAGAGGCUCUCCAUGAUGAGCAGCUAACACUGUCGGUCGAACAACCGCAGGAAGUGACGUGGCUGCUGCACCAUCCACAGUCGACGCAUGGCGGUAUUAGGGAACCCCGACAUGCUGACGAGGAAGAUUAAACUCUGUCACAUCAAUGCCCACAUCACAUGUCGUCUGUGUGAGGGCUACCUGAUCGACGCCACAACUGUCACAGAGUGCUUACACACCUUCUGUAGAAGCUGCCUAGUGAAGUAUCUGGAGGACAACAACACAUGCCCCACAUGUAGGAUUGUUAUUCAUCAGAGCCAUCCACUGCAGUAUAUCGGCCAUGACAGAACAAUGCAAGACAUUGUCUACAAGUUGGUACCGGGACUUCAAGAGGCGGAGAUAAAGAAGCAGAGGGAGUUCUAUCAGAAGUUGGGGAUGGAGGUGCCGGGAGACAUUAAAGGAGAACUUUGCAACAUGAAGACUCAUCUAGAUCAGCGCAAUGGUGACACAAAGUCGGAGGAGACAGCCAAUAAAGAAGCAGGAGAGGAGAAGCCAGAAGAGGACAACGACUAUCACCGUAGCGACGAGCAGGUCAGCAUCUGCUUAGAGUGCAACAGCAGCAAGCUUCGAGGUCUGAAGCGCAAGUGGAUCCGCUGUUCAGCACAAGCAACGGUCCUCCACCUCAAGAAGUUCAUCGCCAAAAAGCUUAACCUGACAUCAUUUAAUGAGCUGGACAUUUUAUGCAACGAGGAAAUCUUGGGGAAGGACCACACUUUGAAAUUUGUUGUUGUGACAAGAUGGAGAUUUAAGAAAUCCCCCCUCCUGCUCCAUUACAGACCCAAGAUGGAUCUGCUGUAGCUACAAUGGACAUAAGGUUGUUUUUCUUUUUUUUUUACUUUUUUUUUUGGCCCAGUGGCCGCGGACUGUGCCGAAACCUUUUUAUUUAUGCAAAGACGAUCAACCAACACCAAGCAAACACCCGACGGUAAAAGUCAACACAAGCCAGCAAAUCGGGAUCUAAAGGGUGGGGAACAAAUACAACAAAAACUGGCAACCUCCAGCACAGAUACUGCAACACUGGUGUGUUUUUAGGAACUAAAACAACCAUUUUUUUUUUGUCCGUGACAUCCUAGAUAUGUGAACAAAAGAGAAAGAAAAAAGAAAAAAAAAAUGGAGAGAAAGCAUAUAUUUAUACUUUUGUACAGAAGAGACACAUGGAACCAAGACACUACUGGUGCUCUGUUUACACGCAAACAAGAUGUCGGGAAUCAAAGUGACCGCCUUUUUGAGCUUCAUGCAGAUUUCAUCCUCCGGAGACAAAGACUGAGAGGACAGGAGGGCGUUUUUUUUUUAUAUAUAUAAAAAGGUGUGUUUUUUUCUCUCAUCACAACACACUCGACACGUCUUGGGAGCACAGAAAGUAUAUGGAGAAAGUUAUAUAACAGGCAUCAACUUUAAACUGUUAACAAGUAAAUUGUCUCUGAAUCUUUUUUUUUUAUUUUAAUUUUGUUGGCUUUGUCUAAUUUGCUAUUGGGUUCUUGAUGAUUGUCAAUUGUGAAUAGGCUAAAAAUGUUUUGUGUAGUAAUUUAUGUUCUAUAUUACCAAUAUUGUACAUAAAAUGUCAUUACAGAGAGAGAGAUUGAAGAGGUUAAGAGAGACUUUAGACUGUUAAAAAAAGAGGAAGUGGAUCCCAGAAGUGCUAUCUAUAUUUUGGGCGUUAAGUGUCCGGAGGUGAUAAAUUAGGAUUUUUAAAAACAGACACAUUAUCAGUAUCAAAAUAUAUAAAUGCAUUUAUGUUGUCUGACAAAGACACAAAACAAAUAUAUCAAAUCCUCUGCCAUUUCUGUGUAUGUGGGGUGUUAGGUAUGUUACAUUGCUCUCAUAGCAUUACAUGAAUUUAGGGCAGAAAGAAAGAAAGCCUCAAACCUCCAAACCCAUCCCCACGCACCUCAUCUCACCUGUCUUCUAUGAAACACAGCUAUAGUAAUCUUUUUUUGAAUUUGGGGACAUUAUUAUCCACCAAUACUGUCUUAACAAUAAUACCACACAAAAACAAUCAUUUGCAAAAUGCCUGCAAGACAUAAAAAUGCAAUAUUUGGGUAGACAACUUGCUCAGUUUUAUUGAUUUUGAUCUCUUAUAUUUUCACACCAUGCAGUCCUUAAUAUCCAUCCUUGAGAAAACUGAUUCGCCCACAUGUUGUUGACAGCUUUUGUCUUGAGCUGCUAGCAGCAGAUGUUGGCACCUCGAAUUUGCUUCUGCUGCGUUUGCUGAAACUUUUACUGCAAAAUUUUCUCUCAAAGCUGCAAGAGGAAUCAUUUUUGUAACUGUAAAAUACACACCAGUCUCACUUGUCUUAAAGACAAAGUUCACCCAAAAAGGACAGUUCAGUCUUUAUCCUCACCCUCAUGCUGAUGGAAAGUCAGGGGAAGUUUUGUAGUCCACAAAACAAUUCUGGAGCUUCACAGCAAAACAGCAUUGCAUCGUUCUCCUAAACGACUGAAGUAGACAGAGACUUGGUUCAAAACAUUAAAUGGCUUUUCGGUCGAUUUUCUACAUCCCGAUCUAAUCACUGGUUUAGGAUUGUGCUGAAAUGCUGUUCUGCUUUGAAGCUCCAGAAGUGUUGCUUUUCUCUUAUGGUGAGCAGAAAUUGACAGAUAAUUCAUUUUUGGGUGACUCCUUUUAAGAAUAAACAUUGUCUCAUCCACUAGGAGGUAAAUUGAACUUUGUAAUUUAAGAAAAAGUCUGGUAAACUGCAAGCUUUCUCUACAGAGCACGAAUAAGCACCAGGGAUGGGCUGGUUUGGAAAAACUGGAGUGCAGAUUACUGAGGUCACAUAGUUGUGUUUAUGGGGUAUUUUUCAGUUUCUUCUCACUGCCAGUUGCAAAUGUGCAAAGUUGCACAAAGUGUUUAAGAAAACCAAUUGAAGAACAUUUCUGAAAGUCAAGUUGAUUUUGUUUUUGGUGCAAAAUAUGUAUAAAACUUGGAAUUUUUUGGAGGACAGCUGUGUUUAAUAUUGUAGACUUGACAAGACACAAAUUUACGAGUCUUUGAGAAAUAACUCGCAGAUUCAGGUUUCCCACACGGACGGAGGUUUUUAGAACAUUUUGAUAAUGAAAUUCUGGAUAAAAUGACUACUGUUAGGGUCAUUUGGUGCUUAAACAUAUGUGUCUCUGAUGCUGUUCUUACUGUAACUGUGUGACUCAGCAAAUCAAUGUUCUGUUUAACAGCAAAAUGUCUUAACUUGCAACAUUCAAAGCCAACUGCUUAACUGUCUUUAACGUUACCACAACUGGAUCCCUGAGCGCCGUGUCAGACCUCAAGUAGUAUUACCUCACUGACCUGUCUCGUCAGUAAUUAAACGACAGAUAUUUACCCUGUGCAUUGUUUCUUCCCACAACAAGCUGUUAUGUCUGUAUGUUCACAUGCAGGGUUCCUAUCCAUUGUUAUAUUCAUAUUUGAAAACUGUUGUGGAUUGGAUUACAAGUCUGAAAGAUAUGAGGAGGGAAAAAAAAACUUUGGUAGCUGUUGGAAAAACUCGUUAUUUUCAGUAUUUUUUGCAUGUGCAUUUCUGCAAAUGAUAUUUGAGUCAGCAAGCACAUCCACUAUUGUAUAUCUAACAUUAUCUCUAAAGUUUUAAAGAAGGAGAAUUUGGGAUUUGGAGAUAGAAAAAUGUAUAGGAACCCUGCCAGAUAAGGACUUAUGACGUGUGUAUUAAAUGGACAUUUUUCUAGCUAACAGGUGUGUACCUAACCAGCUCAACCAAACUCCUCCUGUUUCAAGUCCCUCAAUCCAGUAACACGUGUAGAGUGUUCAUUGUUUUUGGUUUUUAGUUUUUGUACCAAUUUUGGUACCUAACAUCAUGGAAAGUAAGUUUUUGAAAUGUAAGUAAACACGGGUGGCUUCAGGUGAAAAACUGAAACAUUCUGCAAUUUUCACUAUUUAUUUUGGGUUACUUCAAGUGUUCUCUCCACAUAUUCUCUUCCCCUUUUUUCUAAAAAAAAAAAAAAAAGAAACCAUUAUGAACAGUGGCACAUUUGUAACAACUUUUUGAUAAGUAGAAAAAGACAAAAUGUUAUCAGAAAUUGGUGUUUUUCCUCAUGAGGAUUUUAAAAAAGAAAUAUAACCUGAUCUACUCCUGAUUAAAAACCAAAAACAAUGAGCCCCACCAGCUUUUCAGCUAUUGUGCUAGAAAUUCCCCACAGGAAUAAUGUAAUAAUGUGCGCUAUUAUGUCUUUGUUAGUGCAGACUUGGUGUUUUCAAGGGUUCUUUCAUAGAAAUAAUGUCAAGUAAUUUUCCUCCACUUGUUAGAGACACUCUGAGGUUGACAUCACGCUGAUCUUGUGUGCAAUUUCAGGUUUGGGAAAAUGCUGUUUAACAAUGUUAUUUGUUAUUUAUUCAGCUACCUUCAGUCCAGUCAGAGUCCUCGUCGUGUUUAAAGUGUUGUCACCUCACAGCUCUGUUUAAAAUUCCGUCUGAUUAUGUGCAGAAGCUUUUUCCUCAGGUGAUAAAGCUGUAACCCCCUCCCCCCCCAAACAAGGUGCUAAUAUAAUGAUGACUACAAGCAGAGACAUGUUACCAACACGCAUCUCUGCACACACUGCUUUGUACUGUGUUGAAGGACUGGCAAUGAAACAAAUGUUACAUCUG